Letharia columbiana is the source of this 1581-nucleotide messenger RNA. RefSeq lists its product as uncharacterized. The transcript has 2 exons. Lineage: Eukaryota; Fungi; Ascomycota; Lecanoromycetes; Lecanorales; Parmeliaceae. The record is from RefSeq and is a predicted model, not a curated record. The coding region runs from base 1 to 1581 and encodes 526 amino acids.
AUGUUCGAAAGGAAGAGACCCGAAGCCUUGAAGAGCCCCAUGUCAUCCCACACUGAGGCCAAUUUCGUCCAUAAUGACAUCAACAGCCAUGUCACACAUGUUCAGCCAUCUACUAAUGGAGCCAAUUAUGAUGUCCUCACUGGGUCCUACAUCGAAGCCGGUCAACGCAUGAAUGCCAGAAUCCCGUACCACCAGCCUACUUCGGCCAUGGAUGGCGUCCCUCACGAGCAAGAAGGCUUCACGCCCGUUAGAGCUGCUGCCCGUGUACGGCGACAAAGCUCUCUUGAUGACGAACCUUCUUCAAGAGCCAAGAUGUGGGAUCCAGUCAAGGAUUGUAGUGACCCAAACACUGGCGAAGCGGACCUCCCUGGUUUCUCUCCAGCUCCCGACAACAGCAGUGAACGACUCACGGACUCAACGAUCAGUGGCGUUGCUCCAAUGGGGCUCCACUUCUGCCAUGGUGAUCACUUGUAUGGUCAAGCCCAAGACAACCGACAGCAAUUUGCAACGAGAGGAGCUUCGAUGGGCCUACUCACUUAUCCUCAACCACAUGCCAUGGCCUCGGGAUCUCAAGGGAGUGCUUCGAUGGGCUCCCUGCCGUUCCAAGGUGGUCAUCCGUUUGACCAAUUCCAGGGCAGCCGUCAACACCAAUCUAGGUAUGAAGGUCUUACGAUCUUACCUCCCCAUCUCAGAGAAACAUCAGUGCAGAAUGGACAACAGUCCUUGGAGUCGAUAACCAGAGGAGCUGACUUGAUGGGCAUACAACCGCAUUUACCCGGUUGUCUGCAUGGUCAUUCCCAAGAGAACGGAAAAGAAUUUAAGGACAUGGAAUCCAGGAUGCCUAUUUCGAUGGCCUCUCACGAAUCAGGACGUCCUCCGCGUUCAUCUCCUUCAACAAGUUCCAACCCAUCAACGCAAAAGAGUUCAGACUCCCAACAAGCUAAUCGUCUGCAGCGUCAAGAUCCCUCGGUCAGUAUGUUCCAAGCAUGGAGUGUUGCACGCUACGCACAAUCAAUGGACCAACAGUCCAAUUACACAGAAGCCGUGCGUGCGUACGAGCAAGCCUGCGUUUUGUUGCAAGAAUUGAUCAUCAGAAGUUGGAGCUUCGAAGAACGAAUGGAGUGUAAUAAAGCUCGCAACAUCUACCAAGCGCGUCUUGACGUGCUAUCGCGAGUGUUAGCAGCGAAUCAAAAGCAUACGCUGCUGGAACAGGAUGACCAACAGGAGGAUGAUGGCCAGGGCGGAGGAAAGCCCCAGUACUCACUAUUCGAGGAUUGGGCGCUCUGCCACAAGGACGGAGAAGAUCUAAGUUGGCAGGAAGUUGCUGAAAAGCCUAUGUUUAAAGGCAAACGUAAGCAUCGAUCCUUAAGCCAACGCAAACACACCAUCGGCAAGAUGGGUCCGAGUUAUCACGAAGCAGAAAAGCCCUGGACUGAGGAGGAGAACCGGAAACUCUGCGCGUUGGGUGAUGCGGGAAAGACGCUUGGGGAUAUCCACCGAAAAUUCCCUUUCUCGCAACGCCGAGCGUUGUCUGAAUCAAUACUUCCAUUUGAAGGGUCACAAUAUCAUUGGCAGGAGUGA